AUGCGUCUGCUUCCACUAACCGGUCAUCGAAGAACGCAGGCCGAGACGGUCAAGGUGUUCGACGUGAACCCACCGCGAGCGACGAUCGCGGUGCACGGCUGCCAGCCGGUGGUGGUCACCUUCACCCCCACCGGCCUGCAGACGUUCGUGAACGUGCUGGAUAUCCAGAUAGAGGAAACCACUGGAAUCGACCGUGCCAAGGGCAUCACGUUUGAGGUGGUGGGCGAGGGCACGCUGCCGCGGGUGGACGUGCUGGAGCCGUCGGAGGUGAACCGGCAGCAGGAGCCACUGCUCGGCUUCCUCUCCACCCGGCUGGGUGACAGCGCCGUCCGCACCGUGCGCCUGCUCAACGCUGGGCCCAUCGAGUGCGUGGUGGAUCUACUGCUGCCGGAGGGCCGGGACGUAUUCGAAGUGGUGCCGGACGAGGAGACUCUCCCGCUCACCGUCAGGGGCCAGGAGCACGGCAUGAUCAGUGGCAGCGGGUACGUGCUGGGUACGCUGCGCCUGCCUACCAUGCCGGUAGUGUUCCGGCUAGCAGAGCGCUGCAUGCAGGCGGCAGACUCGCAGGCCAACGGCUGA
Messenger RNA from Pollicipes pollicipes, 579 nucleotides. Its product is annotated as hydrocephalus-inducing protein-like. The coding region runs from base 1 to 579 and encodes 192 amino acids. The transcript is spliced from 7 exons. Gene Ontology annotation, biological process: cilium movement; axonemal central apparatus assembly. The record is from RefSeq and is a predicted model, not a curated record. Gene Ontology annotation, cellular component: axoneme. NCBI's taxonomy places the organism in Eukaryota, Metazoa, Arthropoda, Thecostraca, Pollicipedomorpha, Pollicipedidae.